GGCGCAUGUCUCAACAUCCUCGUCUCCCAUUGGACUUUACUGGAGCAGAGCACUGUAUGAUUGGACGAGUAGCAUUGGCUCUUCCGUGUAGUCGAACAUUUCUGAGGACGUCAGGACGACUGGCUCGUCCGCAGGUAUCUGACGCAAACAAGCGAGGACAACACGACUCACAAUGUCUUUCAGAGAUCUGAGAAAUUUUACAGAAAUGAUGAGAGCUUUGGGCUAUCCUCGCUUGAUUUCCUUGGAGAAUUUCAGAACACCGAACUUCAAUCUGGUGGCAGAAAUCAUGAUAUGGCUCGUUAAAAGGUAUGAACCUCAGAUGGAUAUUCCUCCAGAUGUGGACACAGAGUCAGACAGAGUAUUCUUCAUAAAGGCUGUGGCUCAGUUCAUGGCAACUAAAGCACACAUCAAGCUAAACACUAAGCGCCUCUACCAGGCCGAUGGCUACGCUGUGAAAGAGAUGUUAAAGAUCACGUCAGUGUUAUACAGUGCAAUGAAGACCAAGCAGAUGGGUCUGGAGGACAGAGUGGAGGAGGACAGCAGCAAUUUUAAGUUUGACAUUGGAUCACGGAUUUCUGAUCUCAAAGCAGCUCGGCAGCUAGCAUCAGAAGUCACGUCUAAAGGAGCAUCUCUGUAUGAUUUACUGGGCAAGGAGGUGGAACUUAGGGAAAAGAGAACUGCGGCCAUUGCAAGACCACUGGAAAUCGAUGUGACUGAAAAGGCCCUGAGAGAAGCCAUCAGGGAGGCCUUGGUAACAGUGGAGAAGACCAAAGAAAUGCUGAACAACAUCGUCUCUGAUGAGGCCAGCCUGGAUGCCAAGAUAGAAAGGAAGAAACAGGAACUGGAAAGGAGUCGGAAGAGACUUCAGACACUGCAAAGUGUGCGACCAGCGUUCAUGGACGAAUAUGAGAAGAUCGAAGAAGACUUGCAGAAGCAGUAUGAGAUCUAUGUGGCAAAGUUAAAAAACCUGUGUUUCCUGGAGUCUCAGCUGGAAGAUUACCAUCAGCUGGAGCAAGAGCGUUUUGAGGAAGCUGAAAACACUCUGAGGAUGAUGCAGCAAAAUCUGAAGGAGGACGAUAGAGAUCUAAUGAGGAGCUCAUUGAAAGAUGUGGACUCUGAUACCGACGUUCUUGAGGAUGAAGGUGAUAUGGACAGUGACUUGGAAGAGUCUCGGCCCUCCAAUCCAAGGCCCAUGAGAAAUGGCUUGAUGGCUGUUAAACAGACAAACGAUUUGUUCAGAAGAGGAACAAGAUUUAUUGGGAACAUGCAGGGUGGUGACAGUGAUGAGCCCACAUUAGCCAUUCCCCGAAGGCCAAAACAACUGGAAGGACAGGUUUGUUUGUGCAGGGCCAGUGCCUGGCUGAUUUUCUUUUUAUGUAUUAAAAUUAUCCAUCCUGAAAUUUUCCAUGUGAGAUGUUCCUUUUAAAUUAUUAUACAGUUUAAUUUCCAUGUCUAGUUCCAGUGUAUUUACAAAACUCUUUAGCCAUAAUAGUAGCAAUGUGACAAGUGGCCUCCAUCUUUGUGGAAUUUUCUAAAAAUAAAUAACAUGGAAUGAACACUUCAAAGGCCUCUAAAUCCUCCAUAACAAAUAAAUUGACAAAAAAAACAAUGAUUAAAGUACAUGACCUCUUCUACUGCCCACACUGCUCUACGCACAAAUAAUGUUCCAUUUGCACGAUUUUAGUGGAGGUUUUUGGAGAGGUGACGAUGUUUGAAACGUCAGCUAUUUUGAUGCAUCGACUUUGAGAACCCCUUGGAAUUUCGGCCCGUACCUCAUUGGUGGAUAUUUUUAACUGAAAAUUAUCAGACAAUCGAUGAAGGGGUUCCCUAAUUAGCAGACGAAACCAAAAGCUACAGGUGAUAGGUUGAGAAAUAAUCAAGUAAUACUGUUUUACUCUAAUUUGAAGGAUUAUUUUUUUUAAAUCCCAUUUUCAAUAGGUGAUGUCACACAAAAAGUUGCCCUUUUUUUCCGACACAAAAUUAUUUUUUCACAACCUAUCAGAUUUUCAACAUUUUUGGUGCGUUGUACUCUGGUUGAACUGGUAAUUCCAACUCGAUUCUGCAUUUUGACAGACUCAUUUUUGGGAAAUCUUGGCACGUUGCUAAUAAUAGUAGUUUCUGUAGUUAUUUAGUGUUUGUUUCCUUUAAAGAUAUAAUAAUGACUACCAAGUGGAGCUUUUGUUAUGGAUUUUCUGUCUUUUU
Phyllopteryx taeniolatus (common seadragon) is the source of this 2202-nucleotide messenger RNA. It is a transcript of the gene ift38, whose product is annotated as clusterin associated protein 1. Lineage: Eukaryota; Metazoa; Chordata; Actinopteri; Syngnathiformes; Syngnathidae. The record is from RefSeq and is a predicted model, not a curated record. Bases 173 to 1426 code for a protein of 417 amino acids. Gene Ontology annotation, biological process: cilium assembly. The transcript has 13 exons. Gene Ontology annotation, cellular component: centrosome; cilium; intraciliary transport particle B.